AUCACUGCUGCUGACCUCAAUAACCACUUCCGCCAUCCUAUCUACCCUCCUCCGUCACCCAAACAACUCACAGCCACUCAGUCGCUCUUCAACAGAUGCAAAACCAACUUAGAAUGGACCUACGCUGACUAUUCUGACAUCCCGGACAUAAAGUACAAGCGUUUGCACCAAAAAAGACUCGAUGCCUACGACCAGAUGGACCCCUACAACAAGACUGAGUACGACGAAAAUGUGGUGCAUUCCAAGAAAACGUUCGGAAUUAAACCAGAACUUCUUAACCCGUUGCCAGAAGUGCUCUUGUUGGGACACACCAAUGUGGGCAAGUCGUCUUUGAUCAACAACCUCCUCCUCACCAAGCUCGAAUCCAAGUCGAAGGGUGCUUUUACCGAACACGCAUAUGUGUCCAAAAGGGCAGGCUACACCAAAACCUUGAACUGCUUCAAUGUAGGUAACAAAUUCAGAUUGAUCGACAGUCCAGGAUACGGUGAGUUUGCCGACUUUGAGCAGGGUAAGUUCGUAUUGGAGUAUCUUGAGAAACGGGCAUUGUUAAGAAGAGUGUUCUUGUUGAUUGACAGCACCGAAGGAUUCAGAGAGGAAGAUAUCCAACUUGUCAACCAUUUGAUCGAACUCGGAGUUCCAUUCGAGGUCGUGUUCACCAAGGUAGAUGUGGUGGUGUCCAAAUCCAUGCCCAAAAAGAACCCAGACCCAGAACUGAUCCGGUUGGGAAAUAGAAAAGUUAUAGAGUAUUUUGAAAGAAUUAUUGAUGAGGUACAAUUGAGAGAUUUGGUGACCUUACCGAGAUUGUUGUUCAACAACACCAGCGUCAACAAAUACGUGAGCAUGAGAUAUGGCUACAAAGAGUUGAGAUGUGUGAUGCUUGAGAGCUGUGGACUUAUC
This is a messenger RNA of Suhomyces tanzawaensis NRRL Y-17324, 897 nucleotides long. RefSeq lists its product as uncharacterized. The annotation marks the transcript as partial. The record is from RefSeq and is a predicted model, not a curated record. The transcript has a single exon. Gene Ontology annotation, cellular component: mitochondrion. Gene Ontology annotation, molecular function: GTP binding. NCBI's taxonomy places the organism in Eukaryota, Fungi, Ascomycota, Pichiomycetes, Serinales, Debaryomycetaceae.